AUGGCAAAGGCUUCUCCGUUUUGCAGAUAUAGAGCUAGCGAACUUCGGAGAUGUUUGUCGGAUCAAUCCCGCGGAAUAUCUCAAAAUUGGGGAGCUGCCAAUUUCAGGAGCCCCGAAGCUAUGCUUAACCUCCGCUGGGGAUCCUCUACUAAUAUAUGGUCAUUUGGAACUACUUUCUUACUCUCCCCACAACUCAUCAGUCUCAUAUGGGGUCUUCUAAGGAUGCAAAUUUCGCAGAGAUGUCUUGCUACUUUUGGACCGCUGCCUGCGUCUUAUGAAACCCUUAUUGCGGAGGACGACGAACCUAGGCGGAGUGCACUGGGUAAUGCUGUCCAGUUUAUUGACGAGAAUGAUAGGUUGAGGCCAUUUGUGUUGGCUAAAGACAAGUGCUUCACCGAGGAGGACAAGGAGUUCAUUCUUAAGACUAUGAAAUUCGAUCCGAGGGAUCGUCCAACUGCGGGGGAGUUGUUGGCGAAUAAGUGGUUUGCGGGUGUGCCAUAA
This is a messenger RNA of Lachnellula hyalina, 501 nucleotides long. RefSeq lists its product as uncharacterized. NCBI's taxonomy places the organism in Eukaryota, Fungi, Ascomycota, Leotiomycetes, Helotiales, Lachnaceae. Gene Ontology annotation, biological process: protein phosphorylation. The record is from RefSeq and is a predicted model, not a curated record. Gene Ontology annotation, molecular function: protein kinase activity; ATP binding. The transcript has 4 exons. The coding region runs from base 1 to 501 and encodes 166 amino acids.